CCAGACCCCGCGCAGCACGUGAAGCUGCAGGUCGUGCCGUCCUCGGCACUGGUGAAGGAAGGGGACAACGUGAAGCUGGUCUGCGAGGCCGACGGGAACCCGGCGCCUGUCUUCAGCUUCUACAAGAGAGAGGUGAGGCCAGAGGGGACCUGGGCACUUCUCCCUUGGCAGGCAUCUCGCAGCAGCAGUGGCUUGUACAGAUGCCAGACCCUGGACUUGGAUGAUAUGAGACAGCUGGAGAAGGAUGUGGAGCUCGUUGUGAACUACAUUGAAGGGGUCCAUGUGAAGAUGGAGCCAUCCUCACCCCUUCGGGAAGGGGACAGUGUGAGGCUGAGCUGUGACGCCCACAGCCCCGUGGCCCUGGACUACCAGUGGAGGGACGAGAAGGGCAGGAAGGUUGCGGAAGGGAACCAACUCUUUCUGAGCAACCUCACCUUCGAAACCUCCAGCAACUUCAGCUGCAAGGUGAUCGCACCAAGCGUGCCGGGGCUGGAGCAGAGCAAGCAGGUGGCUGUGGCUGUUCAGGGGAAGCCGCGGAUCGUUGCUAUCAGCUCCCCGAUGUAUGUGCGGCAAGACGAGGUGGUGAACCUGACCUGCAAGGCCAUCGCUUUCCCCAGGCCCUCCGUCCAUUGGAAUGUCAACGGGACGGCUCACGAGUACAUUGAAAAUCAGCACAUCGCCAGCAACCUGACAGUGCGUGUGAACCACGACCUGCUGCGGGCCGGAGCCAUGUGCAGGGUCUCCAACGCGCUGGGUGUCAGCGAGAAGCACAUCCAGCUGCUCG
Messenger RNA from Balearica regulorum gibbericeps (East African grey crowned-crane), 784 nucleotides. The record is from RefSeq and is a predicted model, not a curated record. Lineage: Eukaryota; Metazoa; Chordata; Aves; Gruiformes; Gruidae.